Cylicostephanus goldi is the source of this 378-nucleotide messenger RNA. Lineage: Eukaryota; Metazoa; Nematoda; Chromadorea; Rhabditida; Strongylidae. The record is from the annotation of a GenBank genome assembly.
AUGAGCACAUCAGCUGCUGAUGACGUUGAUAAGGCGGUGCAGUUUGUGCUGACUACACUCGAUAAAAAUGGUAAUUCGGAACUGACGACACUACAAGUCGCUAAGGAGCUCAAUAUAGAUCACCAAGCAGUUGUUGGAGCAAUCAAAAGUCUUCUCACUCAUGAUGGAAUAAUCCUAACGAGUGAUGCAUCUGAGAAAAGUGUGAAACUCACCAAUGAGGGAAAUGAAAUGGCCGAAAAAGGCUCCGCUGAAUAUCGCGUCUAUGAGCAAAUAGGUGCUGAUGGUGCUUUGCAAGCGGAUAUCAUGAAACAGCCAUUUGGGAAGGUUGGCGUGAACAAGGCCCUUGCUGCAGGCUGGAUUUAUAUUGAUAAAAGUGGC